Messenger RNA from Beta vulgaris subsp. vulgaris (sugar beet), 519 nucleotides. RefSeq lists its product as uncharacterized. The coding region runs from base 1 to 519 and encodes 172 amino acids. The record is from RefSeq and is a predicted model, not a curated record. The transcript has a single exon. Lineage: Eukaryota; Viridiplantae; Streptophyta; Magnoliopsida; Caryophyllales; Amaranthaceae.
AUGUCUAUUAAACAAGGGGAGACUGAAAGCUUGAUGGAUUAUGUCGGGCGUUUCAAUGCCGAAGCCGUCACCAUCCCGACACUGCAGCAGGAAGUAGCAGUACUGGCCCUAAUGACGGGGUUGAAAGAAGGUACCCCAUUUCGCAGUUAUCUCGCCAGAAAAAAGAUGACAUGCCUAACAGAAGUCCUGGGAAAGGCUAAUGACUUCAUUAGGGGGGAAGAGUUUGACAAGGCAGCUAAUGCAAAAAGGCCAGUGGCCAUAGAGAAAGAUAAAGAAAAGGAUCGCCGGGAUGACAAAUACCGGAAGGAUAAAAAAUCGGAGUCAACCGGCAGAAAAGAGGAAAGCAACUACAACAAUUAUACUCCGCUAACAAUAUCCCGGGCCCGGAUUUUUGAACUUCAUAGUAAGGACGAUAAGUGGCAAAGGCCGCGAAAAAUGUACUACAAGGGUAGGGAUAAGUCCAAGUGGUGCGAAUUUCAUGAUGAUUACGGCCACAAAAGACGAUUGCAAGGACCUUAA